CUCUCUCUUGCCUAAUGCAAUUUUUUUGCCCAUCGUCCACUAUGUGCCGGACAUCUAAUUUGAAACGAUUGCUACGUGGCCAAACAAGGCUGAAAUUUCCAUCAAUUUUGUUGAGCGACUGAAAAGUGCAUAAUAUCACGAAAUGGAGAUGCACGACGGAUUUAACUGACAAGAAUCUAAAGCAGAAGGAUUAACCUAAAUCCGGAAAUUUGCAAAAGACUGACCAGUCAUAUUCAACUUUUAUCAUAUACUAUGUCUCAUCUGCUCCUGUCUCCAAGUCUUGCUUCAUUAUCAAGAAGUAUAUCAUUUAGACAUGGAUACAGACAAAUCCAUCAUACCUGCAAAAUUCUGGUGGUUGGAGGUGGUACUGCUGGCUGCUCCAUGGCAGCAAAAUUAUCAAGGAAACUCAAUGAUCCAAAGGAAAACCUCAUUGUGCUAGAACCUAGCGAUGUGCAUUAUUAUCAACCUUUGUUUACUUUGGUUGGAGGUGGCAUUAGUUCUUUCAAAUCAUCAAGGAGAUAUAUGAAAGAUGUUCUUCCAAAAAAUGCAAAAUGGUUAAAAACGUCUGUUGUUGGAUUUCAGCCAGAUGUUAACAAAGUAUUAACACAUAAUGGAGAUACUAUACAAUAUGACAUCAUGAUUGUUGCAAUAGGAUUGGAAUUAUAUUGGGAUAAAAUUCCAGGCUUGGUUGAAGGCUUGCGUGAUUCUGAAUCGCAAGUUUGUUCUAUUUAUGGGCCUGAUACUGUUCCUCAAGUUUAUUGGAAAAUUAAAAAGACAGGACCAGGAACUGCAGUAUUCACAUUUCCAAAUUCACCAGUUAAAUGUCCAGGCGCACCGCAAAAAAUCGCUUAUAUUGCAGAGGACUAUUUUCGCAAACACAAUCUACGAAAUAACAUUAGCGUGGUAUACAACACUGCAUUGCCUGUUAUAUUUGGAGUUAAGAAAUACGCUGAUUCGCUCUGGAAUGUUUGCAAGGAGAGAGACAUUACAGUUAAUCUUCAAACAAAUCUGGUAAAAAUAGAUCUGAGUAAAAGGCAAGCUACAUUUGAGAAACUGAACUCACCAGGAGAAACAUUUGUACAAGAGUAUUCUCUCCUCCAUGUGACACCUCCAAUGGGACCCCCUGCAGUUCUAAAGAAACAUCUGGAAUUAACUAAUGAAGCUGGAUUUCUCUCUGUGGAUCCUAAAACAUUGCGACAUACAAGGUAUCCAAAUAUAUUUGGCAUAGGUGAUUGCACAAACACUCCGAAUUCUAAAACAAUGGCUGCAAUAGCUGCUCAAGGAAAAGUAUUGUAUCAGAAUAUCUUGGAUGAUUUGGCUGGUAAACCAGUGACAAUGGUCUAUGAUGGUUACGCAUCAUGUCCAUUAGUUACCGGUUAUGGUAAAUGCAUUCUGGCAGAAUUCGAUUACAACUUGCAGCCGAAAGAGACCUUUCCAGUGAAUCAAGGCAAAGAAUUUUAUUUUACUUAUUUGCUGAAGACACACCUCUUCCCAUUUAUAUAUUGGCAUUUGAUGUUGAGGGGUCACUGGAAUGGACCAGAAUUCUUCCGUAAGCUCACCAAGUCUUUAAAAAAAGAUUAGUGCUUGAAAGGAAUUGAAGAAAAAUAUAUCUAGCAUAUUUUUUUACAAUUGGAUGAAGUGAUAUGACCAUGACUAAUUAUUAAUUAAUUUGAUGUACAUAUAUGUAGAAAAUUUAUCUAUUUAUAUCUCGUGAUAUAAUC
This is a messenger RNA of Linepithema humile (Argentine ant), 1721 nucleotides long. RefSeq names its product Sulfide quinone oxidoreductase (gene Sqor). Gene Ontology annotation, molecular function: sulfide:quinone oxidoreductase activity; FAD binding. NCBI's taxonomy places the organism in Eukaryota, Metazoa, Arthropoda, Insecta, Hymenoptera, Formicidae. The record is from RefSeq and is a predicted model, not a curated record. Gene Ontology annotation, cellular component: mitochondrion.